AUUAAAUUAAAGUUCUACAACAGCACAAACCAGUAACCAGUGACUACUUACUACUCAGUACUUUUAAGUCAUAAAUCGUAAUCAGAAAACGUUUAAUCACGAAUAACAUCUUACGACAAUAAAUAAUAAUAAUAAUAAUUUUAUUUUAAUACUGGCAAGUGGUGAUAGAUCGGUCUCCUAGGUCACGGUUUGUAUUGCUAAACAUACGCACAGAUUUAUAUAUAAUUUAUUAAUAAUCUUAAAAGAUAACUACCAAAUCGUACGGUUUUGGCAGCGACAAAAUCGUUGUUUGUAUAAUAAAUUGUUCGCAAACCAAUUUUCACGUUCAAAACUACACGACUACUAUCAAUGGCGGACGAGCUGAUCAAUUACAAAUUGCAAUUGCAGCAGAUGCAGCAUUUGGAAACAUUAUUAGCACCAUCUGUAUCUUACAUCGGCAUCAUCCAAAGUAUCAAGGUAUUACAAUUAGGCAAACAACUAAUUAAAAUAUUUUAUAAUUUCUCCCGGUUUAUAAAAUUGUAGAGAAAAUUUGCUGUUCAUAAAAGUCUUCAGAUUUGCUUUACCUGCAUUAUACCCAAUUCACCUGGCAACUGCAGUUGGAACAGUUUUAGCUGAUAUUUAUUCACCAACUGAUUGGUUACUGUAAAAACAAAUAACCAUGGUCUGUAUUUAAAUAAAAGUACUCCUGGUUGAGAUUUUAGUAAAGAUUUUUAAAAGAUUUUCGGAAUUUUUAGGAUUCAGCCAUGUUGAACAUUCUACAUCCGGAUGUUAUCGUUUAUACGCACCGGUAGAAGCAGCAUUGACAAAUAGCCCUGAUGACCCAGAACUUAUGAAAUUGAAAACUGAUUUAGAAGAAGUUAUUGAAUUAACAGCUGAACUUGUAAGAACGCAAACUCAACCAAAAAAAGAAAUUGUUCAAACAAAAAAAGAAUCAUCGUAUCAACCUGAUAUAUUACCAUCUGUUGCAAAGACGAAAGGUGAAUGGAAAUCAGGAGACAGAUGUUUGGCACAGCUAGCAGAUGAUGGUAAAUUUUAUGAAGGUACUAUUGAGACUAUUGAUGGAGAAGCGGUCGCAGUUUUAAUUGAUGGACAAAAAGCUGCUGCUGUAACAACGCUAGAUUUUAUUAAAGAUUUGCCUAGAACUCAUCCUAAUGAAAUGAAACACAAAAAACAACCUGUAGCCAAGUAUAGAGAAUACCAAAAAAAAAGAAAACUUGCUAAACAGCAGAGAUUUAAACAGUUAGAAGAAGAACGUGAAGUUGAGAAAAAUAAAUGGCUAGCAUUUGCUACUAAAGGUGUGAAAAAAGGCAUACCAAAAAAAAGUAUAUUUGCCUCUCCAGAUAAUGUUAAUGGACGAGUUGGUAUUGGUACCUGUGGCUUGGGUGGAAAAGGUAUGACAGAAUUUCCAACAGCUGAGAAAAGAAAAAAAUAAGACUGCAAUCAAUGCAUUGUAUUUUAAAUUUUGUAAAAAAAAUUAAGGCUAUCAUAUCAACAUGCUUAUUUUACCUUUAUUAAUUGUAUUCUUUUUUUUCACAUUUAAUGUUUUAAUGUAUAUUUUUCAUGAAUAUAAGUUAUGUGUAAUUAAAUUA
This is a messenger RNA of Rhopalosiphum maidis (corn leaf aphid), 1589 nucleotides long. It is a transcript of the gene Spf30, whose product is annotated as survival of motor neuron-related-splicing factor 30. The record is from RefSeq and is a predicted model, not a curated record. Gene Ontology annotation, biological process: regulation of alternative mRNA splicing, via spliceosome; negative regulation of DNA-templated transcription. The transcript is spliced from 6 exons. NCBI's taxonomy places the organism in Eukaryota, Metazoa, Arthropoda, Insecta, Hemiptera, Aphididae. Bases 830 to 1432 code for a protein of 200 amino acids. Gene Ontology annotation, cellular component: precatalytic spliceosome; nucleus. Gene Ontology annotation, molecular function: RNA binding; DNA-binding transcription factor activity.